Molecule: messenger RNA, 2493 nt
Organism: Girardinichthys multiradiatus
Lineage: Eukaryota; Metazoa; Chordata; Actinopteri; Cyprinodontiformes; Goodeidae
Product: cytochrome P450 2J2-like
Exons: 6
Coding region: 408-959 (183 amino acids)
Biological process (GO): xenobiotic metabolic process
Cellular component (GO): cytoplasm; intracellular membrane-bounded organelle
Molecular function (GO): heme binding; oxidoreductase activity, acting on paired donors, with incorporation or reduction of molecular oxygen, reduced flavin or flavoprotein as one donor, and incorporation of one atom of oxygen; iron ion binding
Source: RefSeq, a predicted model, not a curated record
CAUUGGUCCACUCUCCUCCUCUCCCUGCAUUUAACCUGGUCUAUGUUCAUUGUUCUCUACUGGUUCCUCACGUCAUGCAAGCCAUGAAAUGUCACGUCUCUCCUCGAGCUCCUUGUGUUUUCCUGCAUUGUGCUAGCAGAGUAUUUCAUCUGUGAAUCUCCAGCGAACUUGUAAGCCUUUUAAUGGUCAGGCACUGAUAAACAACGCUGUGUCCAACAUCAUUUGCUGUUGGUGUUUGGGAAUUGAUUUGAGUACAAUGACAAGCAGUACCAGACUAUUCUUCAGUACUUCAAUGAGAUCGUUCACUUACAGGGAGGUUUGUCAGUUCAGAAAUUUGAAUCAAAGAACACAGAGAGAACCUUGACCCCUCAUCUCCAAGAGACUACAUUGACUCCUGCCUGAUAGAAAUGGGAGAGAAAGAAAACAAAGAUUCUGGUUUUGAGCUCAGCGAUUUAUGUGUCUGCACUCUGGACCUGUUUGCUGCUGGAACUGAAACUACCACUACGACUUUACACUGGGGGCUGCUGUACAUAAUCUACUAUCCUGAUAUACAAGGCCUGUUUAUAAAUACUGCUAUGCUUUUUCUACCAUCUUUAAUUACCUAUAAAUUGCGUGUCCAGGCUGAGAUAGAUGCUGUGAUUGGUCCAUCCAGGCAGCCCUCUGUGUCUGACAGAGACAACAUGCCCUACACCAAUGCAGUCAUCCACGAGAUACAGAGGAUGGGUAACAUCGUUCCACUUAAUCUAGCCUGCGUUGCAAACAGUGACACCACAUUGGAUAAAUACUCUAUCCCAAAGGUAAGCGUGUGUGUCUUGGAGAGCAGCUGGCCAGGAUGGAGUUAUUCCUUUUCUUCACCUCCCUCCUUCAGAGGUUUACAUUCUCAGCUCCUGCUGGAAAACAGCCAAGCUUGGAGUUCAGACUGGGAGCUACUCGUUCUCCCAAGCCUUACCACCUCUUAGUUACACCUCGUUAAAAUGAGCACAGUUUCUCUUCUAAUGUAUAAAAUAUGGAGAGAAAUGGAUGUGGACAAUGUGCCUGCUGUCAAUUCUCUGAAUAUUAAAAUAAAGUGUGCAAUGUUUUUUUUUUAUAGAUUAGAGUGUGAGAUCUCCUUUUAUGAAAUCAGUUUGACAAUCACAAUUAGGUACUGUGGAGUAAGUUCAACAUCAUCAAAUUUCAUGGCUUUACAAAUAAUUUGCCUUAAAAUAUAUAUUGUACUUAACUGAAUAUUUUUAAAUCAAUCAGUUCAAAAACCACUAUACAUCAAUCCCAUAUUAUCAUAAAAAUCUGAUUUGUGUAUAUACAGAAAAUGUCAUAAAAAAAACGCUAUCAUGAAUUAAACCAGCCAAUUUUAAAAGUUUGAUAAAAGUAUUAACUAUAUUUCAUGUUUACGUUUAAACUUAUUUGGUCUGUGAAAAAUUUAGAUUUUUUAGAAUUUUUGACUGAAAAAGAUAAAGAAAAACAAAAACAAAGAAUACUUCCUUUUGUUUGGAAGCAUUUAGUUACCAAGAAGAGACACAGCCUGUGGCCAGAGACCAGGGUGGGGUGGGGUGAUUGGGGCUUUUGAGUCCUAACAACCAGCAACCAAUCACUCAAGAAUUAAAAGCAACAAAAUAAAAUUCAACAACAGCCAACCAGUAGACCAAAUUGAUCCAAAAAGCUUGAAUAAGAAAAAAUAAAAAUAAAAGCUGUUUGAAAAAGCUUUAAUAGAUAGGCAAGUAGUGGAGAACAAACUGGGUGAGAAGUGAUUUAAGUACACAGGCUCCAGCGAGUUAUGCAACUGUUUCCCUCUCCGAGCCUUUUAACACAACAUGAGAAAAAAUGCAGGAGUUGAGUUCCAGCUGGUUGCAGUGGGAGCAAAUAUGCAGUAUGUGGUAUGCAAGACACAUGAGAGGCUGGUUGAUUUAAACAAAACACUUUUGACAAAUGUUUUUCUACAGCUGUAUUAAAACAUCUAUGUUUGAAAUCAGUGUAAUGCGAUCUGUAUGAAGGUGAGAGUUUACAUAAACCUGGUUAUUCACAGCUCAUUCACAUAUUCUCUGUUACCGUCAUAUGUUGGUGUUAGGUGACUGAGUUUCUUUUAUGUCUGUUUCUUCAUUUCCUGUUAUUUAUACUCCCUUAUCGUUGCCAUUUUAAUUAAUUUCUUUGUUUACUUAAUGCCUAGUUCAUUAUUGUGUGUUUUUAUGCUUAGAUUUGUGUGUAUCUCUGUCUCCUGUUUAUUUUCUUCCUCAGUCUCCCUGCGCUCCUUCUGUCCCAGCUGCUCCAUGUGUCAUCUGAUUAUUCACACCAGCUUUUUGUGCCUCUCUCCCAUUUUUUCCUGUAUGUUAGAACUCUGGUUUUCUCAUCUCAUUGUUGAAUUCUACUGUUUUGGUUGCCUGUUCAUGCCCAUGUUUUCAUGUCUUUUUUAUGUCCGUGCUCUACGCUUCACUCACCUUGUGCCUGACUUUGUGUCUUUGCAUUUUUUGUUAGUAUUAAAACUUUCACCAUACCAUACUC